Hevea brasiliensis (rubber tree) is the source of this 1334-nucleotide messenger RNA. Its product is annotated as E3 ubiquitin-protein ligase SDIR1. The transcript is spliced from 9 exons. Bases 274 to 1101 code for a protein of 275 amino acids. Lineage: Eukaryota; Viridiplantae; Streptophyta; Magnoliopsida; Malpighiales; Euphorbiaceae. The record is from RefSeq and is a predicted model, not a curated record.
AAUUCCUACAAGCUUUACGAGGAAAGCGUGUUGGUUUUAGGCAGAAAGCCAAAAUCCCAAACCCAACGCGUCCGAGUCAAAUCGCUCCCCUCCAACUCGUCACCAUCUUCUUCAAAUUUUAUUAAAAAAUUUUUUAAAAAAAUCACUAGCAAACCACCAUGAAUUGAUCGAUAUACAUCAAGAUCCGGCGUCGUUUUCUCCGAUUAAAUUGGACCUGAACAUUGGUGGAUUUUCCAUUACCGGAGAAGCUGAUAUUGUGAGAAUUGGACAAGCAUGAGUUUUGUGUUUCGAGGGACUAGAGCUGAUUUAGAAAAUGGCUUCCCAGGAUUUGUCCCUGAGCGGCGAGCGGUGCGUGUCCAUACAACGCGGCCUGUUAAUUCCAACUCUCUUGUUUUUCUUGUCACAGUUCUUUUGUUAUUCAUGAUACUGAACUCGCAACAAAUGUCACCUAACUUUAUGCUUUGGUUAGUGCUUGGUGUAUUUUUGAUGGCUACAACUCUAAGAAUGUAUGCAACUUGUCAACAACUUCAAGCUCAGGCUCAAGCCCAUGCUGCCAUGGCCAGUGGUCUUCUUAGUCAUACUGAGUUACGUUUGCAUAUGCCACCAUCCAUAGCACUUGCAACCAGGGGACGUUUACAAGGCCUCAGACUCCAACUUGCACUUCUGGACCGGGAAUUUGAUGACCUAGAUUAUGAGACUUUGAGAGCAUUGGAUUCUGAUAAUGUUCCCACCACUGCAUCCAUGAGCGAGGAAGAAAUAAAUGCUCUUCCAGUUCACAAGUACAAGGUCACUGCUCUUCAAAGUGGUGGCUCUUCAAUGCAACAAGCCUCAUCUUCUGUCUCAGCUGAGCAAAAGAAGCAAGAUACUGCCAAUGCAGUGGGAAGCAUGAAGGCUUCAGAUGAUGAUCUGACUUGCAGUGUGUGCUUGGAGCAAGUUAAUGUUGGAGAACUGAUCCGCACUUUGCCAUGCUUGCAUCAGUUCCAUGCUAAUUGCAUUGAUCCAUGGCUGAGGCAACAAGGAACAUGCCCUGUUUGCAAAUUCAGGGCAGGAUCUGGGUGGCGCGAAGGACAAGGUGGAACUGAUGCUUCUUACAUGGUUUAACUGCAGGCAUUGGCCUAUACAUCAAUGAAAUCAUUCUGAUGAAAAGUACCUGCUUAUAUAGAAGCCUAUUAAUCAAGAUGAAUUGUAAUCAAGAAAACGGCAGGUUGCUGUAUGAUCAGUAUCAUUUGAACUUCUUUUUGAAGAAAAAUGGGGGGAAGAAUAGUUAAUAGCAAAAGUUAAUUGUAGUUCAGAAGCGUACUAAGAAAAUUAUAUUUUUAUAAUGUGUUUUAACA